AGAAGAGAAAGCCAGAAGGUAAUAGCUGAUUGGCAGUAUGUCAGAAGCCGAUGCUGUAUUGCUGCCUGCUCGAAUCAACAUCCCUCUACGAGUUACCUCAUUCCUGUGGUUGUUCUCUUCUGCUCUGAGAGACCGGUCAGUCUCUGCUCGGUUAACAGGUAUGGGAGAGACUCCUGGGAAUAAUGUGAAUGUAGCUAGAGUGUUCCUAAGGUGCAUACUAGGGCUUCUUCCUCUAGUUACCGUUGUAGCUGAACCAGCACUUGCAGCUGUAUAUUCCGGGCGAGGAGCGUAUUGUUUCUGGGUUGUGUCUGCUUCCCGCUGUGCAGCUUCCACUUCCUUUCUUUGUUCUCUGGGAAUAAGUAGCAUGAAGAGUUCAUCUGUUGUCCGUAGGUCCCUGGCUGAGUUAUCAUGUGUAGCUAAGUACGAUCUGCGUUCUGCUGUCAGUUAAGAAUCUCCUCCUCUCUUUGUUCGGAUGGGAACUAUUGUAUCUGUUGUUAACCCUUGUAUCUGGCUACGCCGCCCUUAGAAGCAGAGUAGCCAGUCCAGUAGGUGUAGUUAGUUAUCUGUUCAAGUAGGUAGGAGGAACCCAGCUUCUCCUAUCUCAUAGGAGGAACCCGUAGAAUCAAUAUCUUUUCUUUCU
Molecule: messenger RNA, 640 nt
Organism: Arabidopsis arenosa
Lineage: Eukaryota; Viridiplantae; Streptophyta; Magnoliopsida; Brassicales; Brassicaceae
Source: the annotation of a GenBank genome assembly